UUUCCGGUUCUCCUACGUCACACUUCUUCCCAACAUGGCGGCCUCCUUCACCGUCCGCUCCUCGGUGCUCCGCAGGGCGCUACUCGGAGCUCUGAGCCUCACCGGCCGGACCCCGCGGCCCGCCGCCUCCUCUGCGGGGCUCCGGUGUCUUUGUACGGCGGCUCCGGGAGGAAGUCCGCCGGUGGUUUUAGAGUCCGCGGAGGAAUACAAGUUCGUUGAGCGGCUCAUCCCACCGACACGAGUCCCCGCUCCGCCGAAGCACUCCGCUCCCACCCCGUCAGGAUGGACCCCCCCGGCUGAGUCUCCGCCGGCUCUGCCCUACAUGAUCCGCCGCUCCCGCAUGCACAACAUCCCGGUGUACACCGACCUGACCCACGGUAACCGUCAGAUCACCAUAGUACGGAAAGUGGAAGGGGACAUUUGGGCUCUGGAGAACGACGUGAAGCAGUUUCUGAAGGAGAAGACUGGGAGAGAGCUGCCCACACAGGUGAACGAGGUCACCGGGACCCUGAAGGUUAAAGGUCACUUUGAUGUGGAGCUGAAGGACUGGUUGGCCAACAAAGGCUUCUGACGUCAGAGCUGUCCGUGUGGAUCUAUGGUGUGGACAGGUAGAGGGCUCCUCUGACCUGCUGACAUGUCGACACCUUGAAACUUUGUCCUGCAGGAGUUUCGACCCGGAUCAGUGUGAGAGCCGCUUCUUUAUGGAACUAUUGGACACCUGGUGUUGUGGUUAUGAGGCUGUCAGGUGUUCAACUUUGUACAUACUUAUGUUUAAUUAAUGAAACAAUAAAUCUAGAAGCAUAA
Molecule: messenger RNA, 804 nt
Organism: Labrus mixtus (cuckoo wrasse)
Lineage: Eukaryota; Metazoa; Chordata; Actinopteri; Labriformes; Labridae
Gene: mrpl49
Product: mitochondrial ribosomal protein L49
Exons: 1
Coding region: 35-571 (178 amino acids)
Biological process (GO): translation
Cellular component (GO): ribosome; mitochondrial large ribosomal subunit
Molecular function (GO): structural constituent of ribosome
Source: RefSeq, a predicted model, not a curated record